AAAUUUGUAUAAUCUUCAGGGUGGUAAAUGUUGUUUUUGUUUUUGAGAAAACGUGUGUUUUGAUUUGGAAAAAGUAGUGAAAAUUUCGUGAAAUAUGUCCACAAAUGUUCAGAUUCGUCUGGCCAGGGAUAGAGUUGACAAUGAGCUGUUAUCUAGUGAUAAGACUCCUCGACUCUACACACCUGGAGAGGUGAUAACAGCCCAACAUGGAUAUAUGAGAGGUCAUGGGACUUAUAUGGAAGGGGAUGACAUCAAAGCCUCGGUGGCUGGUGUUAUGGAAAAAGUCAAUAAGUUGAUUUGCAUAAAACCCUUGAAAAGCCGGUAUGUGGGAGAGAUUGGAGAUGUUGUUGUGGCCAGAGUCACGGAAGUUCAGCAGAAACGUUGGAAAGUGGAUACAAAUGCUCGACUGGACUCUGUGUUGCUGCUGUCUUCGGUAAAUCUUCCAGGAGGUGAACUCCGGCGACGUGGAGUUGAGGAUGAACAAAUGAUGAGGAAGUAUCUGCAGGAGGGUGAUCUCAUUUCGGCCGAAGUUCAGAGCAUUUACCAGGAUGGGAGUUUGUCAUUGCAUACGAGGAGUCUCAAGUAUGGCAAACUGUCUCAAGGGGUUCUUGUGAAGGUAUUUCCAUCGUUGGUUAAACGUUGCAAGACUCACUUCCACAAUCUCGCCUGUGGAGCUACAGUGAUCCUGGGAAAUAACGGAUUCAUCUGGAUAGCUCCCACAUCGGCUGCCGAGGGGGAAGAUGAUGGGGGAUUUAAUCAAAAUCUUCAGGAAGCUGUAAGUAAGACUGAUAGGGAAGUUAUUGCACGACUCAGGAAUGUCAUCAAUGCUCUGGCCAGUUCCAAGUUAAUGCUCUAUGAUACGAGUAUCCAGUAUGCCUUCGAGGCAUCCCUCAAGUAUGAAGUUCACGAACUACUCAGCCAAGAAGCAAUGUUCGAUGUUGCCUUCCUCACGCAACAUCGUCUCAAACUUCAUGAAGAUUGACCUCAUUCCCAGUUCAUUUUACAGCUUCUCCGGGCAUUUAGCACACUGACACAUACAAAACAAUGUUGGAGAAUAAAUAGAAUAAACAAUAAAAUGGUCUUAUCUGGUUUCUUUUUUGCGCUAAGACGCUAUAA
Phlebotomus papatasi is the source of this 1116-nucleotide messenger RNA. RefSeq names its product exosome complex component RRP4 (gene Rrp4). Gene Ontology annotation, molecular function: RNA binding. The record is from RefSeq and is a predicted model, not a curated record. Gene Ontology annotation, biological process: TRAMP-dependent tRNA surveillance pathway; exonucleolytic trimming to generate mature 3'-end of 5.8S rRNA from tricistronic rRNA transcript (SSU-rRNA, 5.8S rRNA, LSU-rRNA); U4 snRNA 3'-end processing. The coding region runs from base 95 to 982 and encodes 295 amino acids. The transcript is spliced from 2 exons. Lineage: Eukaryota; Metazoa; Arthropoda; Insecta; Diptera; Psychodidae. Gene Ontology annotation, cellular component: nuclear exosome (RNase complex); cytoplasmic exosome (RNase complex).